UAGUUUGUUAAUUUAGGCUGCGUGGUGGCGGAGAUGUUGCGUGGUGUGCCUCUCUUUGCUGGCACAACGGACAUCGAACAGUUGGCCAUCAUAAUACGCACUUUGGGGAGUCCUCGUCUCAAUCAGUGGCCAGAGUUGACUUCCUUGCCAGACUACAGCAAGAUACGAUUUCCCAACUCUGUGGGCAUACACUGGGACAAUUUGUUUCCGAGCUGCACGCACGCAGUGGAGAUUAGUCUGGUUUCGAAUUUGGUCGUAUACAAUCCCAAGAACCGGCUUAGCGCUAGCGAGGCAGUCGAACAUAAUUAUUUCCACUAAUUACAUGUCUAUGUACAAAUCUAGUAAGCAUCUAAGAAUUCUCAGAUUCCUUGUAUCUGUAAG
Molecule: messenger RNA, 381 nt
Organism: Drosophila pseudoobscura
Lineage: Eukaryota; Metazoa; Arthropoda; Insecta; Diptera; Drosophilidae
Product: cyclin-dependent kinase 20
Exons: 3
Coding region: 34-318 (94 amino acids)
Biological process (GO): signal transduction
Cellular component (GO): cytoplasm
Molecular function (GO): protein serine/threonine kinase activity
Source: RefSeq, a predicted model, not a curated record